AAAACUAUAAUGCAAAAAAUUAAAGCAGCACAAAGUGAAAGAGAUCAUUUGUCAAUGCUUUUUACAGAAUAUAUCAAUGAUGUGAUGGUAAAUCAAAAUACAUAUUCAACCCAAUCUUGCAAAGAUUUUCUUUGGUCACUAGUCGCAAAAUUAAUUUCUGAAUUUAAAGCCCAGGAUAAGUAUAAGUUAUUCAAAAGUGCACCAAGAAUUAAUGAGGAAGGUUUUAAAAAAAUUCUUGCCUGCUAUAAGUCUGAAAAAUCACGUCUUGAAACAAUAUUUAGGCAAGACAUGCAUAAAACAGAGCAUUAUGUAGCUUCUGAACGUGGUGCUUAA
Racocetra fulgida is the source of this 333-nucleotide messenger RNA. Lineage: Eukaryota; Fungi; Glomeromycota; Glomeromycetes; Diversisporales; Gigasporaceae. The record is from the annotation of a GenBank genome assembly.